Suillus clintonianus is the source of this 2278-nucleotide messenger RNA. RefSeq names its product P-loop containing nucleoside triphosphate hydrolase protein. The record is from RefSeq and is a predicted model, not a curated record. Gene Ontology annotation, molecular function: DNA binding; ATP binding; hydrolase activity. The transcript is spliced from 11 exons. Lineage: Eukaryota; Fungi; Basidiomycota; Agaricomycetes; Boletales; Suillaceae. The coding region runs from base 300 to 2267 and encodes 655 amino acids.
GACAAGCUCCAGCAAGUCAUGUUCGGCAAGGUUUACUCUGGUGGAUCUGGUUAAAUGUCUUGCAUCGCAUAUUUACCUGGGCCUUGGCUCGAUCCCUUCUUUUAUCCGACGCAUUACGAUUUAUUUCGCUAGACUUUAUAUUUCAUCAUUACUGGGAUUCCUCAGAGUAUGGAUUCUUCUACAUACUCCCACACUAGUAGGCCUCGGUUCAUACCGAAUGCAGAAGACAUUCACGACCAACAUUUUGUGAAGCGAGAAUUGUGUUCAACCACGGAAUAUGUCCCGAACUGUUUGAUACUAUGCGGCGUUACUUUGCUAGCGCUGUCACGGUCAAGCUACGACCCUACCAAGAGUCGUGUCUUGAAGCAUGCAAGAAUGCACUUCAGGCUGGCGCGACUCGCAUUGGUGUAUCUCUGCCGACAGGCGCUGGCAAAACAACUGUGUUCAUAUCCUUAUUGGCGCAGAUAUCUCAUUCUCCAUCCACAUCACGCGCCUUAAUUAUAGUGAAUAGUAUCGAGCUUGCAAGACAAGCUGCUGCUCAAGCUGCGGCACAAUUCCCGCAAUGGCGCGUCGAGAUUGAACAGGGUGUCAAGCAUAAAGCAUCCGGAAAUGCAGAUGUGACAGUUGCCACUUAUCAGACACUCCUACAACCUCAGCGCCUUGCCAAGUUUCAUCCUGGUAGUCUGAAGGCAGUGAUUGUGGACGAAGCACACCACGCUGCCGCCCCAUCAUACCGCCGAAUACUUGCGCAUUUUGAUCCUGCAAUAAAGAGCCCGGAUGCAACCUUUCAGCCUCCACAGUUGUCUCGUCCUAUUCCAAUCAUCGGCUUUUCUGCCACCUUCAGUCGCCAUGAUGGGCUGGCUCUUGGCUCAGUCUUUCAACAAAUAGUGUAUCAUCGUGAUUUUCUUGAGAUGAUCAAGGAACAAUGGCUCUGUGAUGUGCGUUUCACAUCCGUCAAGGCGAACAUUGACUUGCGCAAUGUCACUGUGAACUCCAAAACUGGUGACUUCAAUGCUACAAGCCUGGCGCACAUCAUCAAUACAGAUACCGUGAAUAACCUUGUUGUGCAAGCCUGGCUCGACAGAGCAAGCCAGCGCCAAUCAACACUUGUCUUCUGCGUCAACCUUGCGCACGUACGAGCGCUGACAAAGGCUUUUCAAGGUUUUGGAGUUGAUGCACGUUAUCUGCACUCCGGGACGCCUGCUGCCGAGCGGCAUGGACUGAUAACCGCUUUUAAAGCAGGCGAAUACCCUGUGCUUGUCAACUGCGCUAUUCUUACUGAGGGCGCCGAUAUUCCCAACAUCGACUGCGUUAUAGUUACUCGACCGACUCGGUCACGCAAUGUCUUCGCACAGAUGAUUGGGAGGGGGAUGCGGCAAUCACCAUCAACAGGCAAAGUGGACUGCCACAUAAUCGACUUUGUCGACUCUACGAACCGGGUAGCUGGUGUGGUCUCGACCCCAACGCUCUUCGGUCUUGAUCCUGAGGAACUUAUCGACGAUGAGUCCAUUGAGACAUUGGAAGCUCGUGCUCAGACCGCCAUCCUUCAGGACGCGGGUGAUGAACAAGCACUAGUUGACAGUCGAGACGAUAUUCCUAAUCCGAAAUAUGUAACAUAUGUCGAUUACCAGAACCCAUUCGCCCUAGUCGACGGUUGCUCAGGUGCUCCUCACGUUGCAAAGCUCAGCACCAAUGCAUGGGUAGGAUGUGGCGACGAUAUCUACAUCUUGGAGUGUUUGGGCAAGGGAUAUAUCCGUAUCGAGCAUGUUUCUGCUGAUGAGGACAAGCCUACACACUAUCGCGCAACAUUUACCGAGGCGACGAUGCAUAUGCCGUCUGCGAAGGCGUUCAAAAUAUCACCAUUCAUGCGGAAAAGGUUGAUCAUGACUGCGGAGACACUCAGUGAUGCAAUCCGAGGCUGCGACACUUAUGCCGCGCAAAAGGUUCUUCGUGGAUCAUUGGCACUAGGGCUCCUCCGAACCGCAAGAUGGCGGAAAGCGUCUGCGUCCGAUAGCCAGAAGAACUUCAUCCUGAAACGGCGCGUCAAACGCGCGCUGGAUCAAGAUGCUGCCGCCGCAACCCUCCAGAACAUGACCAAGGGCGAGGCAGCCAACAUUAUCACUCGCUUGAAACAUGGAGCCCAGGCUCAUUAUGAGAAGAAAGCGAGGGAAGUGAAGAAAGCAUCCCAAUCAGCAGAGAAGGAGAGACGAAGGAGGGAGCGGGAGACAGUUCAGGUAGGACCGCUGGUGGACCACGAGGCACGCUAAGAACGGUAUCG